UGCGUCAGAGACCGCGGUUUGUUCCUGCAGCUGCACAGAAGACUAGCUUCAUGCAAAUACCGAGAGAAGAAGUCACACUCGACUGCCCGUCUGCGUUUCUCUUGAGAUAGAUGUGACAGCUAUGUAACAUCCUGGACGCUGUGCGAUAAGAUAUAUCAGUUUGGCUUCACUGCAGUUAAACUGACAUUGUUUAUCACAGUAUACGGGAGGAAAGCGCGUAUCUCUCCAGCUGUAACCUCGCGCGCGCGCUCCUGUGGUCAAUGCGUUGGCCGUGUGUUGAAUAUAUCUUCUGCACUUUGUCUGAGACACACUCCCGAAGAGGACGGAGACGGAGGAUUUCUCCCGGUUCGCCUGAUUAAUAUUAAUGCAGUAACGUGACUGGACGCGUCGGGAGCGCGUUGGUACGCGUUGCAUCCACACGGCACACGCUAGUCACGUCGCGGUUCAAUGGGUUCGACGCACGGUUGGCUCGCACACAUAUGAGAUUCUUUUAAGAUCUGUUUGUUUCUGAAAGCUCCCACCAGACUGUAAUCUGCAGCGGACCAGCAUGAGAACAGGCUAAAGCUAAAGGUGUCACCGGCCUCAUGCGGGAGCACACACCUCUUGUUCCAGACAGCAGAAGUGCAGUGAGGAUUUUGUGGUCUGAUAACAUGAGCAGGGUCAUCAGACAAUGGCAUUGUCAACCCAGCGGAAGGAUGCUUAUUGCUCUUCUGAGCUUGAUGAUGAUUUCAAUGGCCCUUUUGAAGCUGCCUGUGUUUCACACGGACCCAAAGCCUGUGCAGGUGCCGGUGGACCCCGUCUACCGAGAGCGUGUCCAGUCCUAUGUCCGAGGGAUACUGGCCCAAGAAUGCAGAACUUCUUUUGUCCGGCGGAGAAUGGCAGCUGAACAUUACAGCCCCACACCAGUGCUACAGCCCUUCUUGGACAAGAACACUGAUUUGCAUGAACAAAUAUUCCAAUAUUCUCCACCGUUUGGUUUCCUGGAUAUGAAGAACAAGCUUCAGGAGAUCCUGGACCUCCUACCAGCCUCCUCUGAGGAGAGACAUGGAGCGAGGGACUGCCGUCGAUGUCUAGUGAUUGGAAAUGGAGGGAUACUGAAAGGAUUAGGGCUCGGACCUCUUCUUAAUCAGUUCGAUACCAUCAUCAGAUUGAACAGCGGUCCUGUGCGAGGUUUCAGUGCAGACGUUGGGAACCGCACCUCCAUCCGGAUGAGUUAUCCUGAGGGAUCCCCGAAGGUCUGGGAAGACACCGAUGCGGAUCUCAGAUUUGUGGCUGUGAUCUAUAAGUCUGUCGACUUCGACUGGCUUCGUGCGAUGAUUACCAACACGUCCGUUUCGCUGUGGGACUGGCUGUUUUUCUGGCAGAAUGUGCCUGUGAGUGUCCCGCUCAAGGCCUCCCAGUUCCUUCUGCUGAAUCCAGAGAUUAUUCGAGAGACGGCCUUGGAUCUGCUUCACUAUCCCAGUAUUAGAAAACGGCUGUGGGGCUGGGACCAGAAUGUCCCUACGUUAGGGGUGUCUGCGCUCAAUCUGGCAACAUACCUGUGUGAUGAGGUGAGUUUAGCAGGCUUUGGCUAUAACCUCAGCCAGAAGGACGCUCCUCUGCAUUACUACGACCACAGACUCAUGACGUCCAUGCUGAAGGAAGCCAUGCAUGACGUGCACACCGAGACAGCUUUCCUCAAGCGUCUGAUAACAUCAGGCAGUAUAACUGACCUCACGGGAGGAAUCCACUGCAACUUCUGUUCAGGGUGA
Molecule: messenger RNA, 1751 nt
Organism: Carassius carassius (crucian carp)
Lineage: Eukaryota; Metazoa; Chordata; Actinopteri; Cypriniformes; Cyprinidae
Product: lactosylceramide alpha-2,3-sialyltransferase-like
Exons: 7
Coding region: 585-1751 (388 amino acids)
Molecular function (GO): lactosylceramide alpha-2,3-sialyltransferase activity
Source: RefSeq, a predicted model, not a curated record